Messenger RNA from Pleurotus ostreatus (oyster mushroom), 966 nucleotides. RefSeq lists its product as uncharacterized. The transcript is spliced from 8 exons. The coding region runs from base 1 to 966 and encodes 321 amino acids. The record is from RefSeq and is a predicted model, not a curated record. Lineage: Eukaryota; Fungi; Basidiomycota; Agaricomycetes; Agaricales; Pleurotaceae.
AUGGGCAGUGGAAACUCUAAGUUUAAUCCAGCAACGGAUCUCCUUGACCUCCAAGGUAAAGUUGUGCUUGUCACGGGCGGGAAUCGUGGAAUAGGUCUAGAGACAGUCAGACACCUCGCCAGGAGAGGCGCGAAAGUAUAUCUAGGCGCGCGAAGCGAGUCGUCUGCCAAUGAGGCGAUUAAGCGGCUGCAGUCCGAAGGUCUUGAACCGGGAAAUGGGGAGAUUAUUUGGUUCAAGGUAGACUUGAGCCACCCAAAGCUGGCGAAGGAAGCGGCAGAGGAGUUCUUAACGAAAGAGAAGAGACUGGAUGUGCUGAUUAACAAUGCCGGAGGGAUGCCCGGAGAUGAUAGGACAGAUGGCAUGCAUAUCAUCACCAUUGUCAAUUACCUCAGCCCUUUCAUUUUCACUCAAACAUUGACACCCCUUCUCAACGAGACCGCCAGUCUCCCGGACUCUGACGUCCGUAUAAUAAAUGUCGCCUCUGAAGCUCACAAGAUGACGCCGUCGCCAUCUACUAUUCGAUUUCAUGCUAAAGAAGAUUUGAGUCCCGAUUAUACCCGUCGUUUCCUUUCCAACUUCCUUGUUUACUGCUACACCAAAUUCUGCUUUAUCUCCUGGACGAAGGCUCUCCAACGGCGUUUCAAUGCCUCUGAUGUAUCCAUCACUUGCAUCAAUGUGCACCCCGGCGCCGUCGACACAUUCUCCCACAAAUUCCCCCUCGCAGCCAUCACUGGUCUCCCAACGCGCUUGCUGAUGCUGACACCAGUUCAAGGAGCUUAUACAUCCUUGUUCGCGGCGGCUUCGCCGGUCGUUGCCAAAGAAAAGGAUAAGUAUAAAGGUGCCUACUUGAAACCGUUCGGGGUCUUCGUAAAGCCGCUGAAAGAAACGGAAGACGAGGAUCGGCAGGAAGAGCUAUGGAAGUUGACGGAGGAUGCACUGACUGAGAUGGGAGUUUCUUCGGGUUGA